Molecule: messenger RNA, 1059 nt
Organism: Fusarium fujikuroi IMI 58289
Lineage: Eukaryota; Fungi; Ascomycota; Sordariomycetes; Hypocreales; Nectriaceae
Exons: 1
Coding region: 1-1059 (352 amino acids)
Source: RefSeq, a predicted model, not a curated record
AUGACGCCAAACAAAAACGACAAAGACACUCCCAUGGAGCAGAGCGAGCUCCCAAACACGUCAGAGAAUGCGCAAGACCGGCCCCUUUCCGAUAAUGCUGUUUCCGAGCCCAACACCACUGUCGCUUUGCGUCCUGCUUUUGGUGCCGCCAAUCCCACCAACUCGCCUGGUCAAAACACGUCCCUUAUGCAUGGAAGUACCUUUCAUGGCGCCAUGGGCUUCAGCAGAGGUCGCCGCGGUCGUGGAAGAGGACGAGGCCAGUCUAGUCGUGGACGAGGUGGAAUCCAAAAGCACAAGUCCACAUCGCUCACUCAGAACAUUGUCAUGAACAAGGCCCUGGAUACUCACGUCAACAACACUAUUGCGGCUCCCUCCAGCCAAACUCGCGAUGGCAGUCUCUCUACCGUCAGCACCCCUCGGCAAGCGUACACUCAUAAUAUGGGAACCGAAUAUGACCACUGCAACGAAGUGGCGAUGCGUCGACGUUUGGUUAGAAUGGGACGGACCCCGGAGAUUUCCCAAGUGAAUAAGAACGAGUGUGCUUUCUGUGAAAGGAAGACACACAAGAUCGACAACCACCUCGACCUUCCCAACGGUGACCUCCCAGGAUGCAUACUGUGUCACAGCAUACAGCACAACACGGAAGACUGCGCCAAAUUGUCAGACAUGAGUUUGACUCAAAAGGUUCGCAUCUUUGUUGACGGGCGUGCCAACCUCCCCCCACUGGGUACCAGAGUUCCGUGGUGGGAUUUACUUUACAGUUGGCUACAGGACGACAGCUCCAGGGGACAACAGUUUCCAGUAGGAUUCCCUUGGUCUAAGGAAUUCACCAAGGAAUUCACCAAGGAAAUGAGCCGUCGAAACCACGGCCUGCAUAUCCGGGACCUUCAGAUCCAGCUUGAUCAUCGUGGUUACCUCCCAGCAGACUUCCCCAAGGACGAAACGACUGCCACUUUGGAUGCAGUAUACGUGAACCAUGUUGCCAAGGAUGGCACGACUUGGGUUGCCGAUCUGGCCAAAAGGGUGCUCGGUAAAGGGGGACACAAUGGGUCAAGCUAG